This is a messenger RNA of Pediculus humanus corporis (human body louse), 6366 nucleotides long. Its product is annotated as myosin heavy chain, cardiac muscle isoform, putative. Gene Ontology annotation, biological process: microtubule anchoring. Bases 1 to 6366 code for a protein of 2121 amino acids. The record is from RefSeq and is a predicted model, not a curated record. Lineage: Eukaryota; Metazoa; Arthropoda; Insecta; Psocodea; Pediculidae. The transcript is spliced from 11 exons. Gene Ontology annotation, cellular component: centrosome. Gene Ontology annotation, molecular function: microtubule binding.
AUGGACCAGCAGCCGAUGCAAGAAAUGCGUUCAGUUUCACAGAGUACGUUUAUCGUGUCGUCGGAAAAACCGAUGACUCCAGUGUCGGUGAGGACGGUUCAAAAUCAACCGAAUAGAAAAAGAUCAGUUUUAUUAGACUACGAACCGGAUAGAGGUGGAGGAAUGAAUAAAAAACGAACGGAUAAAUCACCGGAAGUAAUGCCGAGCAUGUCACACGAUAGAGGCGACGUUCGGAGACUCGUCGACAACAGCAGCGGAAGAGUCGUUAAAAUUUCAGUUUUGGGAGAAUAUCAGGGUUCGAUUCUUGGUAAAUGUUCUGCGGAUCGACAUUCUAUUGACACGGAUAAAGAAAAUUUACAAGGAUGUCCGCCGACGAAAAUAAAAAGAAAAACAACAAACUCGAAUUUAAACGUUAAAAACAAAUAUGGGAAAAUUGGAAAAUCAUUAUCAUCAUCAUCAAUGAAAACUAACAACAAAACGGAAGAAAAUAUUGCGAGAAAGAAAAGCGUCAUCAGGGAAAGUGUAACAACAGGUGAAAAAAUAAAAAAUAAAACGUGUCAGCAGGUGAAAGAUCCGAAUGAAAAAUUAAUAGUAGUAAACGUUCAAGAGAAAAGAAAAAGAAACAUCGAUACGAAAUUAGUACAGGAAUUUAUGAAAAAUCAAAAAUUGAAAAGGUUGGAACAAAUAAAAAUAGAAAAGAAAUCAAAGCAGACGACAAAAUUACAAAAACCUACGACAAUCGACGACGGGGAUUUAGAAUCGGAAGAACCGGAAAAAUUGGUGGUCGUCGAUCGCGUCGAAGACAAUUUAAAGGAAACGGAAAUGGUCGUCGAGUCGACAAUUUCGAAACCGAAACAGGAAAUGACGAUGCCGUCGGUUGGAAGUUUUCGAAACGAAGAUUUAAAUUCGGUAUUGAAAAAAUUAACGGAAACUUUACACAUGAAAAUCGAAGAAAAAGAAAAACAAUUGUUGAGAUCGACGAGAACGACGACGACGACGUCGUCGAACGCGUCGAAAUCAACCAACGUAUCCUUAUCGGUGGCACCCAGUCAAGAAUCUGGAAAAACCGUUAAAACGACACCGGAAAACAAUCGUCAAUUGAUAACGGUCGAUUUGGAAACGAUUCACUGUUUGAAAGAAGACAUAAAAAAAAUAUCGGAUAAUUUCAAAGUGCUUCACGAGAUAAUCGUGGAAAAAAACGCGGAUGGGAAAAAAAUCAAGAGAAAAAAAUCAGAACCGGAAGUUCCGGGUGAAAGUUUAAAAAGUUCUUCCGCCGUCGCAUCGGAAGGAAAAACUGACAAAAAUUUUUCUUCUCCAUUGAAAUCUGGGAAAAUUCCAAAUUGGAUGGAUAAAAUUUAUCCCGAACCUCAUCCGUACAACGUUUUCACCGCCUUCCGUCGCAAAUUAAACAUUUAUUCUUCUAAAAGUUCUCUGACGUCCGUAGAAGGCGGUGGUGGUGGUGCGACGACGACGACAACGGAAGACAGUUCAACGACUUAUUUCAAGACUACUAACUCACACAAAGAAGAAAGCGAUUUCGAAGGUUUGUCGACGCCGUCGAGCCGAUUAAUAACGGAGAAAAAAACUCGGAGUUUCGCGGUCAACGAACUUUCAUUGACUUCGUCCGUAUUAACGGAAAUGACGCCGAAAAGUUUAGAAUUUGAAAUUUCCAGGGAUUCGGUCGCGACAAAAGUCUCGUCGAUAAAAUUUUCAAAAGGGAGAGAAAAUUUAGUUUUGAUCACACCGGAUGUCAAAUUAGUUUCUAACGAAUUAUCGUCGAAAAAAUUAAGGAUAAAUGAUAAAAAUUUUAAUUUUUACAACGAUGCGACGGCGACGGCAGCCGCGGCACAACAAUUAAAAAGUUCUAGAAAUUCAUGGAAUUCAUCGUACGAUAAAGAAGAACUCAAUAAUUCGGAUGUGAAAUCGUACAGAGAACAAAAAACGGAUUCGACGAUAACGGAAAUGAUUCACAAUUUAAGCGAAAAUGAUAAACCGACGAAUAUCACCGUCAAAGCGACAAAUGAAAAAUUUCAAAACGUCGUACAAAAACUCGAUGACGUUCAUCUCAGAAGACCAUUUUUCCAACCGGAAAUGUUACACCUUCAAUUUCAAGCCGAACUCACGCUUUUGGAAACGUUUCAACAGUCUUUGACGCAUUUUCUCGAAGCCGAAAGAUUGAAAACAUUGUCGGAGGUAACGAAAAUUGUGAACGAAAAUAAAAACGCGAACGUCGUCGCGGAAAGGGUGACGCUCGUCGAAGAUCAAGCCGUUCAAACGACGUUUUUAGAUGAAAAUCCAACCGAACAAAUCGUGACGAACGUCGAAGUCGAAACGGAAUACGUUAAAACGGAAAUUGAUGCGUCGGACGAUGAAGAAUCUACGAUCUAUACGACGGAAAAUUUCGAAAAAGACGAAGAGGAAAUUAAAACGAUGGAAAUAAUCUCUCACGAGAAAAUUUCGAAAGAGUCGUCGAAAGAAACAAACGAAAUAAGAGAAAAUUUCAGUAACGAACCGAAUUGCAUUUCUUUUCAAAUGUUAAAUAGAAUGAUGAAAGACGAAGAACUUAGAUCCGAACAUCAGUUGGCACUCAUACGAUUGAGAGAAAAAACUCUGAAUGAAAAAGUCAAAGCGGAAUUGACGUUUUUAGAAAUGAAAAAAAGAGCAUUGAAAAAGGGAAACGGAAACGACGAGGAGCAAAACAUAUCGGCAAUAAAAAAAAAACAAAGAGGAAUACUGAUGAAAUUUCAAAGCGAAAAAGAAGAAAUAGAAAGAUUGAAAAAAAUGCAUAAAAUCGCAUCGGAAGAAAGGAAAAUUAUGAUCAAACAGCAAAAACAAAUACAGAAAAUGCAAAUAUCGACAAAGGACAUGCUCACGAAGUUGAAAAGAAAAGACAAAAUCCCGUUGAAGAAGAACAACAACAAGAAACCAAAAGCAUUGAAAUCGUACGAGAGUCAAUCGUCUGACAUACCGGAAGAUCUCGAUGUUCAAAUGUCAGAUUCAAUACUCACGGAAUCCGUUUGUUCCGUCGGAGAAGAAUCCGUGAGACGAUCCAACGACAGCGACAUUGAAAUUUCAUCGGAUAAAAACACGUCGGAAGAAGAGGAAGAAAGUGAAAUAUUGAGAAGAAACAAAAAAACGCUGGAAAAUAAAAUGUCGGCUGCUGCUUUAAACAGUCCGACGAAAGUUAAAAAACAUUCCGUCGAUGGUGACAAAUACGUUCGUGGUAAACGUUCUUCUAUCGAUGAACUUUUAAAAUGGACGAAACGUUUGGAAGAAAAAGAAAAUCGUUUGAAAGAACUCGAAAGGGAAACUACGAUUAAAUCGGGGGACAUGAACGCGAGAAAUCGUUUGAUAAAACCGACGAUUAAAAAUCGUUCCGAUAAAUCCGUGAGAGAUCGAAGCACUUCACCAUUUCCCGAUAAUUUCAAUCCAUCGAUCGAUAAUUCGAAUUCGAUAAAAGAACAGAUACUCGAUAAUAAAAAAUCAUCGGUUACGUCAUCGGAAAACGUCGCCGUCGGCCCGGCGGAAUCGAGUUGUAAAACGGAAAUAUCGGAAAAAAUAGAAAGCGUCGAAACAUCGUCGAAAACGACGAAGAAGAAAAACAUGAGCGAAGACAUUCCGGAAAUUUUUUCCAAAGCUAACGUCACGACGUCGUCGACGUGUCGAACUGGAGCGUUCGAAUACAACAGCGAAAGUUUUGAAUCUCCCUCGUCUUCGGAAACUCCGAAACCCGUUAAAACGUCGAUGACGACGGCGACGACGAUGAUGGCAAGAUCAAAAUCGUUGGAAGGUGAUAAUAAUUAUAAGAGCGUACCGAUCAAGUUGUCUUUGUCGCCGAGAACGCCCAGAAGACGAUAUUCAAGCGGUUCGGACGAUUCCGUUAAUUUAUCUCAUACAGAAACGGCUUCGGAACAAAGCGAUUUGGAAAGUAGAAUCGCUGCAUUGCACGAAGAAUUGAAAAAAAGAAAAUUGGAAGCGGAAAGAUUGCGCAGGGAACAGAAAAAAGCACAAAGGGAAAGGUUAAAGGUCAAAGAACAAUCUCUUCUAAUGCAAAUUCAAGCCUACGACGCGUACAUUCAAAAGAAAAAGAAAGAAUUAGAGCAGGAGUACGAGGGUCCGUGUAAGACCGUGAGCAAACCUUUGAUAAAACAACCGAAAUUUUCCGACAAAACGAAUCUCAAAAGACCGGACAGUUUGUUGUUGGGAGAAAAUGAUAAAAUGAAAUUUUACCCGCGACUGUGCGGAAAGGGAAAAGAAAAAGAUGAGAAAAUAAUAACAUUCGGUAAAGUGACCGAAUCCGACAGCGAAAUAAUUGAACAAAUAAAAGAAUCCUCGUCGGAGAGCAUAAAAGAAGACGUCGCGAAAACUUUGACGGAAAGCGUUCGAGAAUGUUCCGAAGUUGCCGACGGUGAAAGCAAAUCGGAAAGUAGCAUACGUGAAAUAAUUUCUCCAAACGAAUUGAAAUAUUCCGAGAGUUUUAUUGAAGAAGGUGGAAGUUCGUUGAACGAAAUAUCGGAAACUGGAAUAUCCGGAAGUAGUUCACCCGAAUUGCCGCCUCCUCCCGACGACACGAUGGAUAUUAUAAACGAUAACACGUAUCAAUCCGACACGUUCGAAAGCGAUUUCGAUGAAAAAAGUUCUGCCAAAGUCACGAGCGUGCAAAAAGAAACCGAACCGAGCGAAGUAGAAACUUUUAUCACCGACGAGAAAACUCAGUCCUCGCCGCAAUCAAAAGAAGAUGGCGACGAUGACGUAGACAAAGAAUCAUCAAAGACGUCAUCACGUGAAAUAAUUGAAGAGGAAGAAAAGAAAACGGAAAGUGAAAAUAUCGAACGUCUCGAUUUAACGGACAGCGUUUGUAAUUUAGAGGACAAACCACCGUUGGAAAGUCAGCGAACGAUCGAAUCCCUCGGUGACAUCAAAACGGACAUUUCGGAGGAUCUUUCGGAGGGAAGAAAGAAAAAAGACGUGAACGAAAUCAUUUCCGAAUCGAUCAUCGGAGAUUUAUUGAACGAAUCCGUGUCUUUGUUUUCGAACAAAAAACAAAAAGCAGAAGACGAAAAAGAAAAAAGCGAAAAGUUAAAAUUACAAACAAUAAUUAACGGUUACGCACGAGAUUUCGUCAAUGACGCAAUCGAUCACGUGUUUAAUAUAUACGAUGGUAAAAAAUGUGACGUCAUUAACGAUGAAGACGAACCCAUAUCUCCUGAAAAAAUAAAUUUCGAAAUAAGGAAAAAAAUAUGCGACGCAAUAAGGGCCGGAAGAGAAGGAGGAGAUGAAAAUGCGACAAACGCUCCGACAUUGACGACGACGUCUCCAGUUAAAAACGGUAAACCGGAAAUACAAGAAAGAAAAAAGUUUUUGGAGAACAACCGUGAAACCAUUUUUUUUUUUAACUCAAAAUUUUCCAUUACAGAUGAAGAAAUUGUCGACGUUGACGUCAUCAAAGACCGUCCAACAUCCGAUAAAGAUUCGAUGGAAAAAGAAAACAAGUCGAACGAAAAGAUUUCAUCUAAAUGCGAGAAGAAAAAUGAUGAGAAUGGGAAAGAAGAAAAAAAGGUGGAAAAUUUAUCGGGUCAAACGAUUUGGUUUUCAGACGAUUACGGUUUGAACAAAACAAGAAAAGAAGCUGAAGAAUUAAGGCUCCAACAAUUACAAAUUGAACAAGAGAUUCAACAGCUUCAAGCUCAACAAGAACAAGUUCCAUAUUUUUACCUUCGGGAAAUUCCAAAUAAACCCCCGCCGCCGUACACGCCGCCAUCUUCUAAAACGCUCACGGAAAUACCGACGACGGAAAAGGAAAUAUUAAAUCACGCAUCGUCAGCCGUUAAAAUCCUAUACGAAGAAAUGAAACGUGGUAAAGGAAUGGGAGAAAUCGAACCUUCGAGAGAUUAUUACGGCGGUACGGGACUGAGCGAUAACGUCAAAUCGUAUAAAUUUUUCUUAUUCGAUUUAUCCAAGAGAAUAAUCGAAGAGAUUUUAACGCGGGGAGAAAGAAAACGCGGGGAAAAUUUACCCUGGAUGAAAACGAGAGAAGAUUUAUCGUCGUAUAAAUAUCGUCAAAUGGAAAAAACUUUGGACUCUCUCACGGAACACGUGAAAAGAAAAAUGAUCGUUUUAUUUAAAUUCGAUGGGAAGAGGAAAAAGGAAAGUCUCGUAGUGAAAAGUUUUAGAAAGAAAAGAGAUCACGUGGAUGAAAUACUAGUUUCGGAAUCGCAAGAAGAAGAAUCGCAAUGGACGCAAUUCGACGAUGAUCAAGUGGCCAUUAAAAACGACGUCGCUCUCGCCAUACUCGACGAUCUACUGGACGACUCGACGAAAAUUCUUCGAACUCUUUGGGAAAAGAAAAAUCAAAAGAAGUGUUGA